AUGUUAGUUGAUCUCAGCCUGGGCCUGCUUCUUGCCUCCCACCGCCGUGAGGAACCAGUGCAGGUCAAUGGGGAAGAGGUCCUCCUGCACCUUCACCACCAGGCUGAUCUCACUGGUCAGCAGGUUCUAUCUUUGGAUCUGGUGGUCCUCACUGCAGGAGUACAACUCGUCUGCAGUGGUGCAGCCCACACAGCUCACAAGCUCUUUGUGUGUCCAGGUGUUAAGGAGGACAAUGAAAUCGUGACAGCCAAAACGUCGAAAAGUAGAACUACUUCCAAGCCAAGAGGGAAAGGGUCGCAGCCUCGGGAUGACUCCGGAGGCGAGUUGGACGUACCCCAUAAAGAAGCGAACUCCAAUGGCCAAGAGGCUCCGCGGACAAAUGCUCCGGCUCCUGGGGAGGGUGCCGAGGCUGUUGAUAAUCGAGGUUUGGAGGAGAUUCUUGGUAGCAUCCCUCCACCCCCGCCCCCAGCAAUGACCAAUGAACCAGGCGCUCCUUGCUUGAUGAUUACACAUAUAUUUAAUCAGAACGUCAAAUCCUGUGCCGGCGAGCAGAUUCUGGGCCCUUUCCAUAAGUGUUUUUCUUGUAUUAUUGGUCCAAAUGGCAGUGGGAAGUCCAACAUGAUAGAUUUAGGCUAUAGGGCUCAAAAAAUCAGAUCCAAAAACUCUGUGCUGAUUCACAGCUCUGACCAGCACAAGGAUGUGCAGAGCUGCACUGUGGAAGUGCAUUUUCAGAAAAUUACUGACAAGGAAGGAGAUGACUACGAAGUCAUCCCCAACAGCAAGUUCUAUGUUUCCAGAACUGCCAGCAAAGACAAUUCCUCGUCCUACCACAUCAAUGGCAAGAAGGCCACUUUCAAAGAUGUGGGGACUCUGCUGCGUAGCCAUGGCAUUGACCUGGACCACAACAGAUUUUUGAUUUUACAGGGUGAGGUGGAGCAGAUAGCCAUGAUGAAGCCCAAGGGGCAGACUGAGCAUGAUGAGGGCAUGAUGGAAUACCUGGAGGACAUCAUUCCUUCUUGCCGCCUGAAGCAGCCCAUCCACACCCUGAGGUGACGUGUGGAGCUCCUCAACGGGGAGAGAAGAGGGGCCUGUUUCACUCUAAACAGGGUCAGAAUGGUGGAGAAGACUGCUCUGGAGGGAGUGAAUAACACAGCCGUGGAGUUCCUCACUCUGGAGAAUGAUAUUUUCUAACAAAAGAGCCAGCUCUGCCAGUACUAUGUCCAUGACUUCCAGAAGAGAGUGGCAAACAAAGAGGAGGAGAAGCAGAGGAUCCAAGACGACACCAAGGAACUAGAGAAGAACAACAAUAUCGCUGAAGAGAUGAAGAACCAAGAUCUGAAAAAUGUGGAGAAGAAACAAGGCAAGCUGACCAAGUACAAAGAGUUCCAGCAGGAGAAGUUUACCCAGCUGGACCUGCAGGAUGUGGAGGUCUGAGAGAAACUGAAGCACACCAAGAAACUACAGAAAGAACUUGAGAAGGACAAGGAGAAGCUAGAGGAGGUGCGUAACGUGCCGGCCAGCAGUGAGAAGAUCAUCUCUGAGGCGUCCGCUCGCAGGGAGGUGUUGGAGAAGGAGAAACUGAAGGAAGUGAUGGAGAGUCUGAAGGAGGAGACCAGCGGCCUGCAGCAGGAGAAGGAUAUUAUGGCGAAGGAGCUGAGUAAGUCUGUGAACAAGAUACGAGACGAGUCUGAGCUGGACAUCUACCUGAGUCGCCACAACACCGCUGUGACCCAGCUAAACACGGCCAAGCAGUCCCUGCAGAUCGCCUCCGACACACUGCGAGACCGCCGCGCCGCCAUCAAAGGGCUGCAGGUCAAGAUACCCCAGUGUGAGCAGGAGCUCCAGAAGGAUAAGGCGGAGCUGGAGCAGCUGCUGCAAGCAGAUGGUCAGACCAGGGAGCUGGUGAGGGACAUGAGGCAGAAGGUGGAGGAGGCCAAGAGCUCCCUGUCCUCUAACCGCAGCAGGGGGAAGGUGCCGGACGCCCUCAUGCAGCAGAAGAGGAGCGGCAAGAUCCCCGGCAUCCUGGGGCGACUAACUGUGUUCUUGUCCUGACCGGGUGUUCUUGGGGCCAUCGAUUAGAAGUAUGACAUCGCCAUCUCAUCCAGCUGUGGCUCUCUGGACAACAUCCUGGUGGAAAGCAUCGAAGCCCAGGAAUGUGUCAACUUCCUCAAGGACCAGAAUAACGGAUUGGCCACCUUUAUUGACCUGGGCAAGAUGAAGGUGCGGGAGAAUAAGAUGGGGCCCAUCUCCACCCCAGAGAACAUCCCCUGCCUGUUUGACAUGGUGCGGGUGCAGGAUGAGAGUAUGAAGCCAGCCUUCUACUUUGCCCUGAGGGACACCCUGGUGGCCAAGGACCUGGAGCAGGCAACACGGCUCGCCUUCCAGAAGGACAAACGCUGGCGAGUGGUCACCAUGCAGGGACAGAUCAUAGAGAUGGCUGGUGGAGGGAGAGUGAUGCGGGGCAGGAUGGGCUCCUCCAUCGGCACUGAGGUCACCCAGCAGGAGCUGGACUGUAUGGAGAGCAAGUUGAUUGAGAAGGUGGUGCAGCUGCAGGGCUGCCAGAAGUGGAAGCUGCAGCUGGAGGAGAAAGUCCAGAGACUCUUACAGCAGCUUAGAGACAUGAAGAACACCCUGGAGAAAUACACCAACAACAUGCAGAGCUUGGCAGAGCAGGAGGCUCACCUGAAGCCUCAAAUUAAAGAGCUAGAUGACAAUGUCCUGGCUGCUAACCCCAACAGGAACAAACAGAAACAGUUGGAGAAGACCCUGAAGGACUUCCAGAAAGCUUCCAGUAAGGCAGGGAAGGUGGAGAGGCUCCACACCCUCAUUGUAGACAUCAACAGUCACAAGCUGAAGGCCCAGCAGGACAAACUGGACAAGGUCAACAAGGAGCAGAUGGACACCUCCAUCACCGAACACACCAACAAGAUCAAACACUAUGAGUCCCGUCCUCCCCGGGCCUCUAAGCUCUCCCUUCACGCCAUUGAGGAUGACCUGGCGGCCACCAAGGGGCCUGGCGUUAUCACCAACCAGAUCUCCCUGAUGCAGGCCCGCUGUGCCCAGAUGAAGCCCAACCUGGGAGCCAUCGCAGAGUACAAAAAGAAGGUCCACACCCAGCUCUCUCUAGGAGGAACUGUACAUGAGCAGGAUGAGAUCAGAGACAACUUUAAGCGUGGAUGUGAGGACCUGUGCAAGCAGAGGCUCAACGAGUUCAUGGCUUGCUUCAACAUCACCAACAAGCUGAAGGAGAACUACCAGAUGCUGACACUAGGGGGUGACGCUGAGCUGGAGCUAGUCAACAGCCUGGACCCCUUUGAGGGCAUCAUAUUCAGUGUGCGUCCCCCUAAGAAGAGCUGGAAGAAGGUUUUCAACCUGUCUGGAGGAGAGAAGACCCUGAGCUCUCUGGCCCUGGUGUUUGCUCUGCACCACUUCAAGCCCACGCCCCUCUACUUCACGGAUGAGAUUAAUGCAGCCCUGGACUUCAAGAAUGUCUCCAUCGUGGCCUGUUACAUUUAUGAGCAAACCAAGAAUGCUCAGUUCAUCUCCCUGAGGAACAUGUUUGAGAUUGCUGACCGUCUGAUCGGCAUCUACAAAACCCACAACACCACCGAGUGGGGGAAUCAACUCGAAAACCAUUGUCUUCAAACAGACAAUCUCAGCUUAGAACAGCAGUGACUCUGGUUUCCCCCCUGAGCCACUCCUAGUAAGACAUAGAAAUAUUAAAUAUAGGUCUCUUUAAGUUUCCUUUUCUUUCACACAUGUAUAUAAAACCAUGGCUUUAAUCUAUUCUUAUGUCAGUCUAUUUUACUGAUGAAGCUAAUAAAUAUUUUAUCACCUGU
Molecule: messenger RNA, 3839 nt
Organism: Oncorhynchus keta (chum salmon)
Lineage: Eukaryota; Metazoa; Chordata; Actinopteri; Salmoniformes; Salmonidae
Gene: smc4
Product: structural maintenance of chromosomes 4
Biological process (GO): mitotic chromosome condensation
Cellular component (GO): chromosome
Molecular function (GO): ATP binding; protein binding; ATP hydrolysis activity
Source: RefSeq, a predicted model, not a curated record